CCCUCCCUCUCCCCCUCUCCCUCUCCAGGUGCCUGUGCUGCAGCCCAUGGACCUGAUGGUGGAGGCCACGGCGCGGCGUGUCUUCAGCAACGCACACACCUACCACAUCAACUCCAUCUCCGUCAACUCCGACCUGCAGACCUACAUCUCCACCGACGACCUCAGGGUCAACCUGUGGAACCUGGAGAUCACCGACCGCAGCUUCAACAUCGUGGACAUCAAGCCGUCCAACAUGGAGGAGCUGACGGAGGUGAUCACGGCGGCCGAGUUUCACCCGCAGCAGUGCCAGACCUUCGCCUACAGCAGCAGCAAGGGCUCCAUCCGCCUGUGUGACAUGAGGCAGGCGGCCCUCUGCGACAAGCACUGCAAAUACUUUGAGGAGCCCGAGGACCCCUCCACCCGCUCCUUCUUCUCCGAGAUCAUCUCGUCCAUCUCUGAUGUCAAGUUCAGCCACAGCGGGCGCUACCUGAUGACCAGGGACUACCUCACGGUGAAGGUGUGGGACCUGCAGAUGGAAAACAAGCCGCUGGAAACCUACCAGGUCCAUGACUACCUAAGAGGAAAGCUUUGCUCUCUGUAUGAGAACGACUGCAUCUUCGACAAGUUUGAGUGCGUCUGGAACGGAUCAGAUAGUGUGAUCAUGACCGGCUCCUACAACAACUUCUUCCGGAUGUUUGACCGCAACACCAAGCGUGACGUCACCCUGGAGGCGUCCAGAGAGAACAGCAAGCCCAGGGCUAUCCUCAAACCCCGCAAGGUGUGCGUCGGGGGGAAGCGUCGCAAGGACGAGAUCAGCGUGGACAGCCUGGACUUCAGCAAGAAGAUCCUCCACACCACCUGGCACCCCCAGGAGAACAUCAUCGCCGUGGCGGCCACCAACAACCUCUACAUCUUCCAGGACAAAGUCAACUAGACCCUCCAUCUGCACCCUCUUACCGCCCCGAUCCGUCCACCCCCCCACUACGGCUACUCCCACCCCCCGUACCAGCCCUGAACCCCGCUCGAGGGAGUAGGGCCAAGAGAGAGGCGCAUGGAGGAGGAGGAAGAGGGAGAUUGUGGACGGAUUUGCUCUUCCUUCCUCCUGCUCGUCGUGGUUAGGUUUCACAGCUCUCUUCAUCGCUUAAGGCGGUGCAGAGCAUCCUGGGAAAGGUUGAAUGUCCGGUAGGGUAUCCUGUGACUGGUUUUGACACUGAGGGACAAAUUGGACCGUUUGGAAAGUGAAACCCUAUCCCAGCCUGGAUACAGCCUGGAUAGAAAACCCGAUACGUCUACGCCCGGAAUGAAAAGAUCACACGAGACAAAAAAGAAACCUUGCACAAGCUGUUUUGUGUUUCCGCAACUCUUAAGUCGUUGAAUUUAAUUUAUUUAGCCACACAGACACCCAUCUCCCCCCUCCCCCCCCCCCCCCCCUCGAAUAGGCCAUGAAUCUGUGUCCUUGCAAAGAGCACUGCUGGAAGAUCGAAAAGACAAUUAUUUUACAAAAAAAAGACGGAUGUGAGAUCUGUGAACAAAGAGCACAUGGAAGAAGGAAGGAAUCUACAGCAAGCGAGGGAUGCUCAACGUGACACACGUGCCGACAGCACCCCCUGGUGGCCGUUCCGCUAAUGCUGCGGUGCAUGCGUUUAACCCGAAAGGUUCUCAGACUAGAGAUGUCAUCACGGGGCCUCAGCAGACAGUGCCACCCCCACUCCCGGUGGUGAUCUGUCUGAAUUUGGACUGUUAUACCAAUGGAAAAUGAUCCAGAACUUAUUUGCUUUGGUAGCACUUGAAAUCGAAGACAGCAGCUGUUGUGUUUAUGCCUGUGACUUAACUUGUAUUAUUUUUAGUAUUUUUAUGUUAAUGUCCCUCGAGUGAGAAACGUGUGUGUUGUCAUUGUGAAGGAGGAAGAACCAAUGGUCGUUCUUCGAGGUCGUCGUCAUUUUUAUCGAGUCCUUCCCUCUUGGUCAAACGAUUCUGUUUAGAAGCUGUGGUGCCUUCUUUUUAGUAUUUGGGGGUUUGAUGUAAGGGUUGGGGGCGGGGGGCGGGAGGGCUUCGACAAAGGCAGGAGUUUUGAAUGUCUUUCAAUGAAAUGUUAUUUUAGGAUUUCGUUCUUGGUUUUUCGUUUUUUUCAUUCUAGAAAAGGAAGAGAUCGCACAGAGAAAGUACAAAAGUCUGCGGGUUUGGCGCGGACUAAGUGUGUUUAAGGGAUCAUCUGUCCCACUGUGACGUCCACGAAACAAAAACGACAAAACUGUUUUCAACAAAUUAACUCAAGCAGAAACCACAAGUUAAUUAUAGUCAGUGUCAACGAGCUUCUGACCAAAUAGAUCCACACUCUCUUUCUCUCUCUCGUAAUGUUUUACACUUAAUGCAGAGUCAUUCCAAACUAAUCCUUAGUUGGUCCCGGCACCUUCAUGAAGCGGCUGUUUGAUCGGUAGGACGACUCUUAUCGAGCAGUCCAUUGGCAUUAGACCAACGGUGUGUUUAGCUCCAGACAGGUCGGUGUUGCAUGCGCUGCAUUUGGAUACCUACACCAAGAUGCUAUGCAAGGAAAGUGUUUUCAGCCCGUUGUCCUAUAAAAAGUAGCCUGUUGUUUACACGCAUCGAGUUUCAGCCGAUUGUCGAGGCCAUUUCAUGUUUCUCCAGACGGAAGCAGGUUAUUUUUGUCACUGAUCUGUGAUUUCCUUUGGGACGUUUGACCCGACCAGACGCCUUGAUCGAGGGAGGGAUGGGAUUUUUUUCUGGUCCCGUAGGAAUGAAAAAAAAUAACCGACAAGACUCUGUGAAUUCAGGGAAUUAUUCAGCGUGGUUCCUUUAAACAGUACGUCUUCUAAACAAAUCCUUGUGAAUCUUCUAAUUGAAAAAAAUGUUUUAUAGCUCAGAAUGUAAUGAAAGGCAAUUAAUUACCAUGCAGUCUUUAUGCUUACUGAACUUUCUUUGAUUAAAAAAAGAAUAAAGAUGUGCAAGUUGAA
Gadus macrocephalus (Pacific cod) is the source of this 2951-nucleotide messenger RNA. Its product is annotated as serine/threonine-protein phosphatase 2A 55 kDa regulatory subunit B beta isoform. NCBI's taxonomy places the organism in Eukaryota, Metazoa, Chordata, Actinopteri, Gadiformes, Gadidae. The record is from RefSeq and is a predicted model, not a curated record. Gene Ontology annotation, molecular function: protein phosphatase regulator activity; protein binding. The coding region runs from base 47 to 913 and encodes 288 amino acids. Gene Ontology annotation, cellular component: protein phosphatase type 2A complex; cytosol. The transcript is spliced from 6 exons. Gene Ontology annotation, biological process: peptidyl-serine dephosphorylation.